Puma concolor (puma) is the source of this 1149-nucleotide messenger RNA. RefSeq names its product cellular communication network factor 1 (gene CCN1). Gene Ontology annotation, molecular function: integrin binding; heparin binding. The record is from RefSeq and is a predicted model, not a curated record. Gene Ontology annotation, biological process: cell adhesion; positive regulation of cell differentiation; signal transduction. Gene Ontology annotation, cellular component: extracellular region. Lineage: Eukaryota; Metazoa; Chordata; Mammalia; Carnivora; Felidae.
AUGAGCUCCCGCACCGCCAGGACGCUCGCCUUCGCCGUCACCCUUCUCCACUUGGCCAGGCUGGCGCUCUCCACCUGCCCUGCCGCCUGCCACUGCCCCCAGGAGGCGCCCAAGUGCGCCCCGGGAGUCGGGCUGGUCCGGGACGGCUGCGGCUGCUGUAAGGUCUGCGCCAAGCAGCUCAACGAGGACUGCAGCAAAAUGCAGCCCUGCGACCACACCAAGGGGCUGGAAUGCAAUUUCGGCGCCAGUUCCACCGCUCCGAAGGGGAUCUGCAGAGCUCAAUCAGAGGGCAGACCCUGUGAAUAUAACUCCAGAAUCUACCAGAAUGGGGAAAGUUUCCAGCCCAACUGUAAACAUCAGUGCACAUGUAUCGACGGCGCUGUGGGCUGCAUUCCUCUGUGUCCCCAAGAACUCUCUCUCCCCAACUUGGGCUGUCCCAACCCCCGGCUAGUCAAAGUUACCGGGCAGUGCUGUGAGGAGUGGGUCUGUGACGAGGAUGGUGCCAAGGACCCCGCAGACGACCGGGAUGGCCUCCUGGGCAAGGGGCUGGCAUUUGAUGCCUCGGAGGUGGAGUUAACCAGGAACAAUGAAUUAAUUGCGGUUGGAAAAGGCGGCUCCCUGAAGCGGCUCCCAGCGUUUGGAAUGGAACCUCGAAUCCUAUACAACCCUUCUUUACAUGGCCAGAAAUGUAUCGUUCAAACAACUUCAUGGUCCCAGUGCUCCAAGACCUGUGGAACUGGUAUCUCCACACGAGUUACCAAUGACAACCUUGAAUGCCGCCUGGUGAAGGAAACCCGGAUUUGUGAAGUGCGGCCUUGUGGACAGCAGAUGUACAGCAGCCUGAAAAAGGGCAAGAAAUGCAGCAAGACCAAGAAAUCCCCCGAACCAGUCAAGUUUACUUAUGCUGGAUGUUCGAGUGUGAAGAAAUACCGGCCCAAGUAUUGCGGCUCGUGCGUGGACGGCCGCUGCUGCACGCCCCAGCAGACCAGGACUGUGAAGAUGCGCUUCCGUUGCGAAGAUGGGGAGACGUUUUCCAAGAACGUCAUGAUGAUCCAGUCCUGCAAGUGCAACUACAACUGCCCGCAUGCCAACGAGGCGGUGUUUCCCUUCUACAGGCUGUUCAAUGACAUUCACAAAUUUAGGGACUAA